Messenger RNA from Rangifer tarandus platyrhynchus (Svalbard reindeer), 312 nucleotides. Lineage: Eukaryota; Metazoa; Chordata; Mammalia; Artiodactyla; Cervidae. The record is from the annotation of a GenBank genome assembly.
AUGUGGGCGCCUUUCCAUCCUGCUGAGCGAAGGCCCAUGGCCGUGGGCACCUGCCCCCCCGGGACCCUGGCUCCCUGCUCAGAGCCUCCAGGACAGCUCCCUGUGUCCAGCGCGAGGAAGCUGGGUUUGGGGGAGUGCCCUGAGCCCCCUUGCGCUGAGCUCCGGCCUGGGUACCACGGCUCCGAGCGACAGCAGCCCCAGCGACCUUGCUGCUGGGUGGAGCAUCCCGGGCAGGGGUCUCGCCUGCUCUCUCAGCCAGCUUCCCUUUGUGAUGGGGAGUCAGCUGAGCAUUUUAACUCCUCUCCAAAGUAG